Messenger RNA from Carassius auratus (goldfish), 2028 nucleotides. It is a transcript of the gene chrm1a, whose product is annotated as cholinergic receptor, muscarinic 1a. The coding region runs from base 192 to 1598 and encodes 468 amino acids. Gene Ontology annotation, biological process: adenylate cyclase-inhibiting G protein-coupled acetylcholine receptor signaling pathway; G protein-coupled receptor signaling pathway, coupled to cyclic nucleotide second messenger; chemical synaptic transmission. The transcript is spliced from 3 exons. Gene Ontology annotation, cellular component: plasma membrane; synapse; dendrite. Gene Ontology annotation, molecular function: G protein-coupled acetylcholine receptor activity; G protein-coupled serotonin receptor activity. The record is from RefSeq and is a predicted model, not a curated record. Lineage: Eukaryota; Metazoa; Chordata; Actinopteri; Cypriniformes; Cyprinidae.
UUUGUUUGGUUGUUGAGCUCUGAAUAUCUGCGUGACAUGAUCGCUGGAGAGCACAGGAGACAACAGAUCUUCAGAUGAUUCAACAUCUGGACAGCAGAACAUAAUGUUCAACAAUCAGGACUCCCUUAAAAGAUGCGACGUGAAGCAUGCACUGGAUUUUUAAAGCACAAAGAUAAUCUCAUCUUCAUCUCAUGAUGAACAGCGCCUCAUUCACACUGAAUCUCUCCAGGUUAAGCAACGGGACAGACGUUGUGGUCUCGGGUCCCGUCACCUGGAGGAUGGCCAUGAUCACUCUCAUAACCGUCCCGCUCUCCUUCAUCACCAUCACAGGCAACGUCCUGGUCAUGAUCUCUUUUCGGGUCAACCCUCUCCUGAGGACAGUGAGCAACUACUUCCUGUUAAGCUUGGCUGUGGCUGACUUCAUUUUGGGUGCCGUCUCGAUGAACCUCUACACUACCUACAUCCUGAUCGGCCACUGGACUUUAGGAAACCUAGCCUGUGAUGUGUGGUUGACUGUGGAUUAUGUGGCAAGCAAUGCCUCUGUUAUGAACCUGCUGGCCAUCAGCGUCGACCGCUAUCUCUCUGUCAUGCGACCUUUGACCUAUCGGGCCACUAGAACGCCCAGAAGAGCGGCAGUGCUGAUCACUCUAGCUUGGACCGUCUCGUUCGUGCUUUGGGCUCCUGCUAUUUUAUUCUGGCAGUAUAUAGUGGGUGAACGGACUGUUCCAGAGGAAGAGUGUUCAGUGCAGUUCCUGUCUGAGCCUGUGAUCACAUUCGGGACGGCCAUCGCUGCCUUUUACCUCCCGGUGAGCGUGAUGGUGGCGUUAUACUGGCGGGUGUACCGCGAGACAGAGAAACGCUCUCAGCAGCUCGCCGGACUCAUGGCUUCACAGGGAGGACGCGCGGGAAACACAUCUCAGAGAUCUUGUCACAGCAACUCUCGCAGCGUUGAAGACGUCGGACCACAAACAGACCAGAAGCAGCACAAGAAGACACACAGCAGCAUCUGUCCAAUCCUCACCCGCCGGACAGCAGCGUGGUGGAAGAAACGCAGGCAAAGAGACGAGAUGUCCAGCUCGGGUACCACAUACAGCCAUCCACCGAUGAACACAGACCGCGCUUCUCCAACACCAGACGAUAGUCUCAAAUACAUCCCCCUCGUUCGGAUGGAGGAGACCGCAGUCAGUGAUCUUGACCCCACCAAGAGGAGCUUUGACUCAGGAAGUCAGAAUUCCCUGGAUUCCCGAAUGAAUCCUGCUACACACGCUCCCGCUCGCCAGCAGACCCGAAGAGCCCGGACCUCAGGUCUGAUCCGGGAGAAGAAAGCAGCCCGGACUCUCAGUGCCAUUCUCCUGGCUUUCAUUGUAACAUGGACACCAUACAACAUCAUGGUCCUGGUGUCCACUUUCUGUGAGGACUGCGUUCCUGAGGGACUGUGGCAGCUGGGAUACUGGCUCUGUUAUGUCAACAGCACGGUGAACCCUGUCUGUUACGCGCUCUGUAACAAGCACUUCCGGGUCACCUUCAGAGCGCUGCUGCUCUGUCGGUGGAAGGAGCAGAAGAAGGGGAUCAGAUGGACCCCGACAGGCACUGGAUGAUUACAUCACGGGUUUUCUCUUCAUGAUAUCAGUGAUUCGUCACUGGCUGAUCUUUAUUAUGAUGCUGAAGAGCACGCGAGCUUGAAAAGAUCCUAGAGAUCAAAGUUGUGCAUCAAAUGUGUGGAGUUCAGAUCAGCUGCUUGGGAAAGUUUUGUGCUUGUAGCAGUUUUUACAUUUGAAUGGCUAUUAAGUGACACGUUCAAAAAAUAUAAAAUGUAGCAGAUGGGUGUGUGUUUAUUAAGCAUGAACUCUUUAACGCUCUGGUGUUGUCUGGUCAAAGGUUUUGACCAAAAAAAAAAAUUGUUUUUAUGUUGUUGUUUUUUGGAAUGGUAUGAAACUUGGUAAAGGUUUUUGACAAACAAUCAUAGACUUGAUUCGAAAAGGUUAAAUGGUCCUGGAAAAAGUAGACACUUAACUUGUUUGCAUUGCA